AUGUUGAAGCCCGGCGACGAGGUCCACCUCAUCCACGUCAUCCCGCCCGGCCACAAGCUUGUGGUGACCCCGGAGCUGGGCAUAGAGGGCGUCAUUGAGGACGACGAGGCCACUAAGAAGAAAGUGGAGGACCACGCCCAGGCGUUCAUCCGCGAGCGCUUCGAGGCCGUACUCAGGACCCGCCACCUGAUCUGUAGCCGCGCCGAGGCCCUCAACGCCAUCGCAGUGGUCAUGGCCAAGGCGAGCGCCGCCGCAGGCAGCCGGCGCCCCGAGGCUCACAACAAGGGCGCCCUGAAGGAGUUCUUCCUGGGGAGCUGCAGCUCGUACGUCAUCCACCACUGCAAGCAGCCGGUCGUGGUCCUGCACAACGACUGA
This is a messenger RNA of Monoraphidium neglectum, 375 nucleotides long. RefSeq lists its product as hypothetical. Bases 1 to 375 code for a protein of 124 amino acids. The record is from RefSeq and is a predicted model, not a curated record. The transcript has 7 exons. NCBI's taxonomy places the organism in Eukaryota, Viridiplantae, Chlorophyta, Chlorophyceae, Sphaeropleales, Selenastraceae.